CAGCGGAGGCCGUUCAAACACUGCUAAACCCUGUCUUCUCUCUUGUUUUCUCCUUUUUCCUCUGAAGACCAAAAAUGGCUUCCGGGCCUUCCAGCGGCAGAAAUAACCAGACCAAGAAGAAGCUAAAGAAAGAAAAGAAACGAGCCGGAGUUAAAUCGGAGGAGCAACUCGAACUGUUUGAUUCACUUCCCUGGAACCCAUCUCUCCCCGAUAAAGACGAUGCUUAUUCUUUCCUUAUUGGCUCCAAUGAGCUCGAAGGAGGAUUUCUGUCGCUCGAAGAAAUUGAUGAGACAGAGUAUGCAUUGGACAUUCCAAAGCCCCAUAAUGAAAGCGCAGAGAAAAUAUUGAAAAGGAAGUCAAAAUCGAAGAAAAGGAAGGUAAGUGAACAUGAUGACAGUUCUGUGGCUGAGGAUGAGGGUGGAAAUGAAGAGAGACCUGAAGAGGAGGAGGUGGUGGAGGGGGAACUGAAAGAAUUGAAACAAAAUAAGAAGAGAAAGAAGAAAAAAAAGAAUAAAACUCAAAAGAAGGGUAAGUUGGAAAAUGCAGCUGAGGAAAAUGCAGAACUAGCAGUCGUUGCCGAUGGCAAGGAGGAUGUUGAUGAGGAAUCGGUUGAUGAAAGUGAAUACUUGGCAUGGAAUGAGCUUAGACUUCAUCCUCUGCUAAUGAAAUCAAUACACAGGCUGAAAUUUAAAGAACCAACACCGAUACAGAAAGCAUGUAUUCCUGCUGCAGCUCAUCAAGGAAAGGAUGUUGUUGGUGCUGCAGAGACUGGGUCUGGUAAAACACUUGCAUUUGGUUUGCCCAUUCUACAACGACUUCUAGAAGAACGAGACAAAGUUGAGAAGCUGAUUUCAGAAUAUGAAGAGGCAGAUGAAAGAAUUGCUUCAAGAGGCUUUUUACGGGCUCUCAUAAUUACUCCUACUAGAGAACUUGCACUUCAGGUCACAGAUCAUCUCAAGGAAGUUGCAAAGCCUACCAAUGUUAGGGUGGUGCCCAUUGUUGGUGGGAUGUCAACAGAGAAACAGGAAAGACUACUUAAAUCAAGGCCUGAGAUUGUUGUUGGAACUCCAGGGAGAUUAUGGGAGCUCAUGUCAGGUGGAGCGGUUCAUCUUACAGAGCUUCAUUCGCUGUCUUUUUUUGUGCUGGAUGAGGCUGAUCGCAUGAUUGAAAAUGGCCAUUUUCGUGAGUUGCAGUCCAUAAUUGAUAUGCUUCCGGUGACUAGUGGAUCAGAUGAUGCUCAAUCUCAUAAUACAGAAAACUGUGUUACAGUUUCAAGCUUGCAAAGAAAGAAAAGGCAAACUUUUGUUUUCUCUGCUACUAUUGCGCUUUCUGCUGAUUUUCGUAAGAAGCUAAAGCAUGGAUCCCUCAAGUCUAAGCCAAAUGACGGGUUAAAUUCCAUAGAAACUCUCUCUGAGCGAGCUGGAAUGAGAGCAAGUGCUGCUAUUAUUGAUCUAACCAACGCCUCAAUUCUGGCACAUAAUUUGGAGGAAUCAUUUAUUGAGUGCAAGGAAGAAGAUAAAGAUGCUUAUUUAUUCUAUCUAUUAAGCCUCCAUGGACAAGGCCGAACCAUUAUUUUCUGCACAUCAAUUGCGGCUUUACGCCACAUUUCUUCCAUUCUGCGCAUUCUUGACAUAAAUGUUUGGACCCUGCAUGCCCAAAUGCAGCAGCGAGCACGCCUUAAGGCAGUUGAUCGUUUUCGUGCUACUGAGCAUGGUAUACUUAUUGCCACUGAUGUUGCAGCAAGAGGACUUGAUAUUCCUGGUGUACGAACCGUCAUUCACUACCAGCUUCCGCAUUCAGCUGAAGUUUAUGUUCAUAGAAGUGGAAGAACAGCCAGGGCUCUUUCUGAUGGAUGCAGUAUCGCUCUAAUCUCCCCAAAUGAAACAUCAAAAUUUGCUGGUUUGUGCAAAUCAUUUGCAAAGGAAAAUUUUCGGAGAUUUCCUAUAGACAUUUCAUACAUGCCGGAAGUUAUGAAACGAUUAUCUCUUGCUCGUCAAAUAGAUAAAAUCUUGCGGAAAGACUCCCAGGAAAAAGCCAAGAAGAGCUGGCUUGAGAGGAAUGCAGAGUCAAUUGAAUUAGUUCUAGAUGAUAAUGAUAGUGAGGAUGAAAGAGUGAACAAACACAAACAGAAGAAAGCCUCUUCUGCUCACCUAAAAAAGAUGCAACAGGAGUUGAAUACUCUUCUCUCUCGGCCAUUGCAACCCAAAACAUUUUCGAAUCGCUUCUUGGCAGGGGCUGGUGUUUCACCUGUCCUUCAAAACCAAUUUGAGGAAUUAGCUAGGCAGAAACUUGCAGAUUCAAAUACUUCAGCACAAAACAAAAGGAGAAAAUUGGUGAUUAUUGGCCAGGAUUGCGUGGAACCUCUUCAGGCACUUAGAAGUACUGGAGAAGAGGCCUGCCAAGAUCUGAAAGAGAUUGCAGAGAAAAGAAAGAAUAUGGAAAACUUGAGAAGGAAGAGGAAAGAAGAGAAAAAACGUUUGCAUGAUCAAAGGCGAAAGCAGAGGAAGAAGCUAAAAGGGGGAAGUUAGUGAAGCCGUUGGAGUACUACUAAAGAUUCUAAAAGAAAACGAUUCAGCACGUAAUUCUUCUGAUAGGUCAGUUUAACAGUGGCACGGCCUGGUCCUGGGGGAAUGAUGGGAAAGGAAUCUAGUCGACACCAUGCAUUGUUGGUUGAUUCUUUUUGCAAUGGCAGCAACUUUACGAAAAACAUCUCAUGGAUAGCUCCACAACUAUUCUACAGCUUCAACUAGUAGGGACGAAGCAGUGGUAUUCCCCCAUCUAAUUUCAUUUUCAUUCUUGACACAAAGAUUUACUUAGGCGUUUAGGGAUAUUUUGAUGGCAAUACUUGAUUGUAUGUUUCCUUUCUGAAAGUGCCAAGGCAUUGUCAAAGAAAUUUACACUAACAUAUACUAGUUGUUUUCUUUUAAAUGCAAUUCUUGUCAUAGCAUCCCAGUAGAAUGCCUAUAAUUGUACUUGAAGUCCCACCUAUUCCUGUGGGAACCUAUUUUAGUUGUUUGAUUUUAUAUGUUUUUUGCUCCA
Molecule: messenger RNA, 3039 nt
Organism: Coffea eugenioides
Lineage: Eukaryota; Viridiplantae; Streptophyta; Magnoliopsida; Gentianales; Rubiaceae
Product: DEAD-box ATP-dependent RNA helicase 13
Exons: 15
Coding region: 75-2528 (817 amino acids)
Cellular component (GO): nucleolus
Molecular function (GO): ATP binding; nucleic acid binding; RNA helicase activity
Source: RefSeq, a predicted model, not a curated record